This is a messenger RNA of Oryza sativa Japonica Group (Japanese rice), 1517 nucleotides long. RefSeq names its product UV-B-induced protein At3g17800, chloroplastic. The record is from RefSeq and is a predicted model, not a curated record. Lineage: Eukaryota; Viridiplantae; Streptophyta; Magnoliopsida; Poales; Poaceae.
GUCGCCGACUCGUGCGAGCGAGAGAGAAGCCGCUGACUGCACCGCACCGCACCGCACCGCACGCACCCCAAACGCUAUCCAACUCUUAUCCCCUUCGAUCCCCCCUCAACCACGGCAUGGCGGCCCUCCGCCCCCGCGCCGCCGCCGCCUCCGCCGCAGUCGCCCGCCCGGUCGCCGUACGCCGAGGCGGCGUCUCCUCCUCAUCCCGCUGGAAGCUGCAGGGAAGUAUGUUGAAUUGGAAAUCUAAAUGCAGUACCAGAAGUCCACGGACUACAGUUGCUGGUGCAAAGCCUGAUGACUCUGAAUUUGAAAGUGUCAAUGCACCACUCGAGCCCCAAACGUGGGAAGGAAGCUUCUUGUGUGGUUUGUUGAAGAACCAGCCACAAGUACUCCCAGUUGCUGCGGCAAAGCAACUUCAAGAACUAUCUAAUCAAAGAAAGGACACCUUGAUCCGCUGGGAACAUAGCAUCGGUUCUCCUGAGGACUGCCUUCACAGGAGGAUUGCUGAAAUGAAGGAGCAUGAGUGCCAGACUGCUAUUGAGGAUAUCAUGUACACUUUGAUUGUUUAUAAAUUUUUCAAGAUUGAAGUUCCAUUGGUUCCAAAUCUAUCAAAGCUUAUCAGCAAUAAAAGACUACAAAUAUGGCCACCAAGGGAGGCAGAACUAGAAUCAAUUCAUGGACCUGAGGUGCUAGGUUUAAUUAGGGAACACUUGACCAGUAUUAUCAGAUGGGUACAUAGAAAUGGUCCCAAGAUCAAUCGCUCAACACUUAGAAUCAAAAGAAUGCAAUUUAGUCGGAUUUAUUCUGCUUCAAUAAUGUACGGAUACUUUCUGAAAUCUGUCACUACAAGGCAUCGUUUGGAGCUGAUUCUUGCUCAGUCACAAGAAUUUUGCCCACCAAUUCAGUUUCUGAAUGCACAAUUUAAUAGCACCCAGAAACAAGAACAGGAAGAGUCCAUUGGAGGUUCUGCAGAAAUAUCAUCUUCCUCAAAACCGAGUUCUGUUGUUGAUCUGCAUGACUUGAAGAGUUACAUGAUGGGCUUUGAUCCAAAGACCUUGGAGUUAUGCGCAAGGCUGCGCUCAUGCGAAGCUUCUAAUCUCAUUGAGAAGCACAGUUGGGCACUGUUCAGAGAAAGCAUGAAAGAUUUCCUAGAGCCUGAUGAGGCAGUGAUACUCGAUCCGUCAUCCCUAAAGAGAUUGUUGCUUGAAGCCAUUGCAUUUGGUUCCUUUCUUUGGGAUGUUGAGGAUUAUGUUGACGAGAUUUACAAGUUGCAUGAUAGCUGAAAAAAGUACAUGCAGGAAACUCCUGAUGCCUUGUAAAUAUUCUUGAAUCUUGUAUAUAUGAUUAGAUAUUUAGCUUCUUAUGCAUGUAAAUCUUCCUGUCAAAAUUUUGCUAUUUCUAGCAUCCCAGAUUGCCAGGGUGCUGAAUGACUGCCGUAAUUUGCUACUCCUAUAAAGGUUUUGGUACGAUUUCUGGAGCCAGGUACACCUCGUACUUGUAAUUUGUGUUUUUUUCUC